GGACUUUUUGGGAGAUGGCUGCACCUGAUUUCAGUUAUGAAAGCUUGUGUAUCCAAUAUCCUGAUGAGGACGUACCAUUUGUUCUCAAGACUGGACUGAUCCAUUUGUUGCCCAAGUUUCAUGGCCUUGCAGGUGAGUGUCCGCAUAAGCAUCUGAAAGAUUUCCACUAUGUAUCCAUGAGGCCUCAAAAUGUUCUAGAAGAUCAAGUUUUCCUAAGGACAUUUCCUUAUUCAUUAGAGGAUGCAGCAAGGGAGUGGAUGUACUGCUUAACGCCUAGAGCCAUCACCAGUUGGGAUGAUAUGAAGAGGUUGUUCUUGGCAAAGUUUUUCCCAGCAUCCCGAACCACAGCUAUUAGAAAAGACAUCACUGGGAUUAGGCAGCUUGGUGGAGAGAGCUUAUAUGAGUAUUGGGAGAGAUUCAAGAAGCUUUGUGACAGCUGUCCUCACCAUCAGAUACCAGAGCAACUCCUUCUCCAAUAUUUCUAUGAAGGUCUCAAUAGCUUGGAUAGGAGUAUGAUUGAUGCUGCCAGUGGUGGAGCAUUAGGAGCUACGACUCCUACUGAAGCCAGGCAAUUGAUUGAGAAGAUGGCUUCUAACUCCCAGCAGUUUGGCACCAGGAGUGAUACUAUUGUGGUGAAGGGAGUGCAUGAUAUUGUUACCCAGUCUUCAUCAUCUGAUGAUAGGAAAUUAGAAACCAAGAUUGACUCCCUUAUGAGUUUGGUGUCGCAGAUGGCUUCAAAUCAGAGACCAGCAUCUCCCUCUACAUCUGUUGCACGACAUUGUGGUUUGUGUCUCUCCAGUGAGCACUAUACAGAUGACUGCCCUACUUUGCAGCAACCUACUAGCCAUGAUGCAUCUCCAGCUUAUGCUGCAAAUAUACAAAUCAACAGGCAGCCACAACAACCAAAUUAUGACUUGUCCAGCAACAGGUAUAACAUAGGGUGGAGGAAUCACCAAAAUCUUAGAUGGAAUAAUAAUGCACAGCAGCAACAGCAACCACCACAUUUCCAGAAUGUUGCAGGUCAUAACAAACCAUAUGUGCCUCUGCAUGUCCAGAGAUAUCAGAGGCAACAGCAGCAAGAGAUUCCUGCCCAGCCAACUCCUCCACCUUCUUCUGAGCUUACAUUAGAGGACUUGUUUAAGCAGAUUCAACAGAUGAACGCUCAGAAUAUGCAGUUCCAGCAUGAAUCUAGAGCUUCUAUUCAGAAUCUUACUACUCAGAUGGGUCAGAUGGCAACACAAUUUAACCAGGCACAGUCACAAAAUUCUGACAAGUUACCAUCGCAAACUGUGCAAAAUCCGAGGAAUGUGAGUGCCAUCACCCUCAGAUCUGGGAAGCAGAUUGACCAGACUGGUCCGAGCAGGACAUUUGAGGUUGGUGGACCUUCUUCCUCUCCCGGUGGUUCUUCUUCUCCUCCAGGUGGACCUUCUUCUUCCACCACCACCGCUGCCGCACCUUAUCCUUUGAUUGACCGACCUAUCCCUCUUCCAUUCCCUUCACGGGAACUUCCUAGCAAAAAGGUGGAAGAGGUGGAUAGGGAAAUUCUAGAGACCUUCAGGAAAGUAGAGGUGAACAUACCUCUACUCGAUGCCAUCAAGCAGAUACCCAAGUAUGCCAAAUUUCUGAAGGAGUUGUGCACACACAAAAGUAAGAUGAAGGGCAAUGAACGGAUUAGCAUGGAAAGGAAUGUAUCAGCUCUUAUUGGUAAGUCAGUCCCGCAUAUUCCUGAAAAGUGCAAGGACCCAGGUAUGUUUUGCAUUCCUUGUGUGAUUGGGAACAAUAAAUUUGAAAAUGCUAUGCUUGAUCUGGGUGCAUCCAUAAAUGUCAUGCCUUUGUCGAUCUAUAAAUCUCUGUCUCUUGGUCCAUUACAGCCUACGGGUGUGGUCAUUCAGUUGGCCAAUCGGAGUGUUACCCACCCGACAGGUUACAUUGAGGAUGUCUUGGUUAGGGUAGGUGAAUUGAUAUUUCCUGUUGAUUUCUAUGUUUUGGAGAUGGAGGAUGGUUUCUCUCAUGGAUCCGCCCCCAUUAUCUUAGGCAGGCCAUUUUUGAAAACUGCUCGUACCAAGAUUGAUGUGUAUGCUGGGACAUUGUCUAUGGAAAUUGCUGACAUUGUUGUGCAUUUUAAUAUCCUUGAUGCCAUGAAAUAUCCAGCUGAGGACCAUUCUGUGUUUAGAGUUUAUACAUUGGAUGACAUUGUGGUUAUUGAUGAUAUGCAUGUUUAUGAUGAUUCAGAUGAUAUUGAUGAUGUUGAACCCACUCUUGAGCUGAAACAACUUCCAAAAAACCUCAAGUAUGUGUACUUGGAGGAUGAUGAGAGGAAAUCGGUGAUCAUUUCAACCUCCCUUGAUUCUGUUCAAGAGGAGAGGUUGCUUGGAGUGUUGAGGGCGCAUAAGAAAGCCAUAGGUUUGAGUUUGGCGGACAUCCCUGGUAUUAGCCCAUCCACAUGCAUGCAUAGGAUUCUGUUGGAGGAUGGAGCAAAGCCAAGAGGUUCCUCUUUCUUUCUUCUUCGUUCUACCUUAGAGGAGGAGAACUCACCUUGCAAUCGGAGUUUCGAUGGUGGUUCGCGCAGUGGGUCUCGCGACAGGUUUGUGGAGGUUAGCGGAGCUUCUCCGUGGUUUAGCCAUUGGUUCUCUGGUUCGUGGUUUUUUUUCUUGUCUUGGUUUUCUGUAGCUGGAGGGUCACGGUGGUUCUGUGUUUCGCCUUCUCUUCAUCGCGACAAUAGUUCAAACGUGUCACUCUUCGGGAAAUAUGGUGACAAUCGCGCAACACUCGCGUCGAUUUGGAUCUGCAUCGUGGUGAUCAUGGUUGAUGACGAGAUGCGUGAAGCUUUUUUGUCCCACUGUUUCGCGGUUUAG
This is a messenger RNA of Vigna radiata var. radiata (mung bean), 2855 nucleotides long. RefSeq lists its product as uncharacterized. NCBI's taxonomy places the organism in Eukaryota, Viridiplantae, Streptophyta, Magnoliopsida, Fabales, Fabaceae. The transcript has 5 exons. The record is from RefSeq and is a predicted model, not a curated record. The coding region runs from base 15 to 2855 and encodes 946 amino acids.